UUUCCCGCGGAUUCAGUUACAGCGUACGUAGCAACCAAUUAAAAUGGCCGUGAAUGGUUAUUUGUAAAAAAAUCUUUUGACGUUGUGGAUUUACACAAAUAAUAAAAAUGCGCUAACAUAAACGAAUCGUUUCGUGUUUCCAUUAAUAAUAUCAUUGAAGUUAAAUUUUGGAUUUGCUGGAUAUCAGUUUGAUAGUUUUAUCUGGACACGGCAAAAUUACAGCGAACGAAAAUGACGGAAGUAUCUCAGUCUAGCAGUAGCAUGAUGUAUGUACAACCGCGCGUUCAGUCAUCAUAUUUUCCAGCAAUUCCAGUAGGAGCACCAAAAGCUACAUUGUCAUAUCCAAGAGCUACACAAAGUGCCCCAUAUUCUGCAUUGAUGGGUGUUGUUGUUGAUGGGAGAAUUCCAAGGAGGCAUCCGGUCACUUCAAGGUGUCGGGUCAGGAAACAAGUAGGUCUAACAAAUCGAUGGCGACUACCGGAAUCUCUUGGUAGCGACCUGCUAGGAAGUGCCCAGGCUAUUAAAGCUGUCAGUAUGCCAUACAACCAAACUCUCGUUAACAUUAUCACUGCGGAGAGUGCACAGAUUAAUUUGAAUCUGGAUGUGACGAAGCCCUACACAUUCAGACAGACAGAGGACCGACCGUACACGGAGCCUGUGGGUAUCCCAAGAGUAGUAACUACAGAGAUAAACAAAGACGAUUCAGUAAAAGUUCCUGCUACUGCACCCAUGACAACAAGUAUGACCAAGCCUUUAAGCCCAGUCAAAAAAUUUAUGCCCCGCAGCGCUCGCCCAGUCACACCAAAGGACAUAUUUCUGUAUCAUUCCAAAAGGAGUAAAAGUAACAUGGGACCAGACUCUCUCAAAACAUCUAAAUACGGUUCUUACCACAGGCUCACUGGGCCUGUGUCCAUUCAUCAUUUUCAUGAUGUGUUGUUGAGGAGUUUGGGAAUGGACUGGGAGUUACAUCGUCCAUUCUUGCGCAAGUCUGAGACCCUGACUGCCCUCCUACAAGGAGCUGAUGAUCCACGUCCCCAGCUCUACUACAAGAGUCCCGCGUCCGAGACUUUAGACAAUUACAUCAAGAAGAGCAAUUUCUACAGUAAUGAGUAUCGUGAGAUGUCUAACAGACUGAGUACUGUGGAGGGUUUGGAACUGCAAGGUCCUAAAGAGGCAGAGUCAAAGAAGAUCGACCAUCCAUCCCAUACCUCUGAGGGUCGUGUGAACAAUGUCACGCUUAUACAGAUAGAUAUACAUGACCCCUAUGUUACAAAAACUGGAAUGGCGAUCGCUCUCGGCAACAUGUACCACGAUGAUAUUGAUGUUGAUAACGAACGUCUCGCAGAAGUUCUGGCGGCAGCUUGCAUAUUACAGUUUAAGGCAUUAAUUAAAGGAUGCACAAAGCUGAUGUUAAAGAAUAUCAAUAAUCAGACAGUUUGCAGAUACCAUGCUGUGGCCUCAAAGCAUCAACAGGAACAUGUGGUGUUGGCGUGUGAGAGAUGGUUGGAGCUUAAUCUCAUUCCAGAUCUGUCGGAGAAUAUUCAGCUACGUGAAAUGCCAAUGGAAUUACUACAGAAAAUUGUGAAGUCCAACCGUCUAUUUGUCUUCAAUGAGUUCAGUGUAUAUAGAACUCUAGCUUACUGGCUUUUCAUGCAGCUUAACCCACAUCUGCAGUUGAUGCCCUCUCAUAGUACGGUGCUCACAUAUUUUAACAGUUUACCAAAGACAACAUCAUUCAUCGAACGUGAUGAUGGCCAGAUUUACUCACCCUUGUUCUCAGCUGUACGCCUACAUGGAAUUUUAGAUACGGGAAAUAUCCAAGACAUGCAGCUGAUGAAUAUCUUGCCGAGAGAACAGCUGAUAGACCUUCUGUCACAGCAUUAUCACGCUCUGCAAGGAGGGGGAGACAUGUCCCUGCUGAAAAACUUUAACACAGCUGCCAUCAGACAAGGCUUCAUAAUGGAUACUGAUCCCCUGUACCAUUCAGAAGUGUUUUCACUCCAUGGGUUCCAUUUCGAGUUGAAAGGAGCUGGCUCUAAAGAUGGUGUUUAUUCUUUCUUCAUGCAGAGAUUGAAACCAGGUGACCCUAUUCUUAGUUUCCGUCAGUGUGAAAGAAACACCUUCUCCAUGCGUGUAGAUCGAGAAGUCCGCUACUGUAUAACAGCGCAAUAUGUAAGCAAGGGAGAUAACCGACUUUUGACCACUGGCAUUAAGAGUCAGAAAUUUGGACUCGGUGAGAAAACAAGUAAAUCAGAGGUUUUACAGAUGACAGAUGUGAAGAAACCACUAUAUGUACAGUUUGCUGUGUUAUUCCCAUCAUCUUAACAUCAUUAACAAAUUCAGUGUCAAGAAAGCGAGAAAACUCGUCUCUAAUCAAGUCAUUCAUAGUGUCAUUAUUGUUCUGCAAUUAUAUCUUAAAUAUAUCGGACA
Molecule: messenger RNA, 2430 nt
Organism: Mercenaria mercenaria
Lineage: Eukaryota; Metazoa; Mollusca; Bivalvia; Venerida; Veneridae
Product: BTB/POZ domain-containing protein 16-like
Exons: 19
Coding region: 232-2325 (697 amino acids)
Source: RefSeq, a predicted model, not a curated record